GGGCGUGUUCCAGCUCCAGGAGACGCUGUGCGCCCCUGGGUUAGACCUCAGAGCUGCGCUAGCCAUGGAGCGAAGCGGGUGCAAAGUUUGGCACCCCGCAAAGGGAUGUCAGAUAAGAGUGGGCGGACCGCCCGAAAGCUCUCUUGCUUUCCAGUCUUAGGGGCGCCGGCUGCUUGUACCCCAGACAGCGUGCUGCAAUGGACGGUGUAGAUUCGGCGGCCCAGGGCACUGCCCAGCCUCAGGAUGGAGAGCAGGCGGCGGAGUCCCCGGAGCCGCCACCGCCACCUCCUGCUCCGCCGCCGGCUCCGCCGCCACCGGCUCCUCCACCAGAACCAGAACCAGAACCAGAGCUUGCUCUGGGACCCUGUCCAGAGGCGACUCCAGAACCAGCCACAGAACCAGACGCAAAACCAACCCCAGAGCCGGCCCCGGAGCCGGACCCAGGACCAGACUCAGAGCCGGAACCAGAGCCGGACCCAGAACUUGUCCCAGAGACGGCCCAGGAGCCGAUCCCAGAAUUUGCCCCAGAGCCGGCCUCGGUGCCGACCCCAGAACCAGACUCAGAGCCGGAACCAGAGCCGGACCCAGAACUUGUCCCAGAGACGGCCCAGGUGCCGGUCCCAGAAUUUGCCCCAGAGCUGGCCUCAGAGCCGGCCCCAGAACCGACUAGAGAGCCUACCCCAGAUCUUGACACAGGGCUAGCCCUAGAGUCAGCCCCAAAACCUGCCACUAAGAGGGCCCCAGAGUCGUGCCCUGAGCCAACUCCAGAGAGUCCAAAGAUGAGUUCAGCACUACAACUGUUGCAGUUUCAGGUGGUCCCUGGAGAGAAGGGUCGAAAGCCAUCUCCAUUGCCAUCGCCCAAAGGGUCAAUAACGUGGUCCCGAAUAAAGAAAAUACUGAAGGAAGGACCCCUGCUAAAGAACUGUAACUCCUUCAGGAAAUGGAAGCUUAGAUACUGCCUGAUUCAAGGACAGAAGCUCCACUUUGCACACCAUCCUUCGUUUGCACACUUUGAAACAAUUGAUCUUUCUCAAGUCGCUUUGGCUGAAAGUAGCUGCAGAAAUCUUUGCCACGGUUUCUGUGUUAUCACACCACAGCGAAGAGUAUCCCUGGUUGCACCCAGUCGGAGAGACAUGGAAGAAUGGAUUAACAUCAUAAGAACUGUGCAACAGGGAGAAGUCAAUAAGAUACCUGCAGCUGAAAACAACCCUUUCCUUAUCGGAAUGCACUAUUGGUAUUCCAGCCCUAGUCCUCGGACUCAGUUCUGCAAUGUUUGUCGCGAGAACAUUCCUGCCUUAUCUCGAGAUGCCAUCAUCUGUGAAGUCUGUAAGGUGAAAUCACACAAAUUAUGUGCUUUGAGAGCAAGCAAAGACUGCAAGUGGAAUACUUUGUCAGUAACUGAUGACCUCCUUCUACCCGCUGACGAAAUACAAACCAUGCCUCAUCAAUGGGUAGAAGGAAAUAUACCUGCCAGCUCUCAUUGUGCAGUAUGUCAUAGGAGCUGCGGUAGUCAUCACAGACUUCAAGAUUUCCGGUGCCUCUGGUGUGAGUCUACGGUGCACGGGGCCUGCCAGAGGCGUUUUUCCAAGGAAUGUUCCUUUGGAAGUCGUCGCUCAUCCAUCGUGCCGCCAACUGCACUGAGCGACCCCAGAGGCGAUGGCCAAUUAGUGGUAUCGCCUGACUUCUGGAAUCUUGACUGGCCACUGACUUGUUCCUGUCCCUUGCUCAUCUUCAUCAAUUCCAAAAGUGGAGAUCAUCAAGGGAUCGUCUUUCUCCGAAAAUUCAAGCAGUAUCUUAAUCCGUCUCAAGUAUUUGACCUGUCGAAGGGUGGACCUGAAGCAGGCAUCUGUAUGUUCAAGAACUUUGUUCGUUUUCGUGUUCUGGUUUGUGGUGGAGAUGGCAGCGUAAGCUGGGUCUUAUCUAUGAUUGAUGCCUUCGAACUGCAUGAUAGGUGUCAGCUGGCAAUCAUCCCACUUGGGACUGGUAAUGAUCUUGCUAGAGUCCUUGGCUGGGGAGCAUUCUGGAAUAAAAACAAUUCACCACUAGAUAUUCUCACCAGAAUAGAGCAGGCUCACGUGAGGAUUUUAGACAGAUGGAGUGUGAUGAUCCGUGAGAACCCCAAAAAACCCCCACUGCUAAAAGGACAAGUGGAAAUGGAUAUACCAAGAUUUGAGGCUGCCGCCAUCCAGAAUGUAGAGACUGCAACCAAUGAGUUGAACAAAAUCCUGAAGGCCAAGUAUCCCACUGAGAUGAUCAUCGCCACUAGAUUCCUGUGCUCAGCAGUGGAAGACUUUUUGACGGACAUCGUAAAGGCCUGGAGCCAAAUAAAACAGAACAAUACAGCAGUGCAGUCUGUGAUUUUGAAAAGUGAUGUGAUGUAUGAUAAACUCAGUGUCCUUACUGACAUUCUGGCUGAGGAUGCAGAUGUUACUGCUGUUGAGAAAGGAGCCACAGCAUAUGCAGCCCGUAACAGAGCACAUGGAAAGCCCUUCAUCUUUCAAAUAGACCACAUUACAAAGUCCAAAUUGGAGUUGGCUGCACGGGCUCACAACCUCCAGAAGUCCUUGAAACUCAUCAUAUUCCAGAUUGAACAAGUUCUGGAUGAAGAAAGCAGACAGUGCUUAUCAGUUAAGAACUUUUCAUCAGCUUUCUUCCUGGGAGAAGAUGACUCAGAGGACUUUAAUCGGAUAAGCCCAAGACAACGUUCUUAUUAUGACAUCUUAUCUUCUAUACCGUCUCUCAAAAGUGAAGACCUAGACAACCUUAACUUAGAACACUUACAUUAUACACCGGAAACGAUACGCUUCAAAGAAAAGUGUGUCAUGAACAACUACUUUGGAAUUGGACUAGAUGCAAAAAUUUCUCUGGAGUUCAAUACCAGAAGAGAAGAACACCCAGGACAAUACAAUAGCCGCCUUAAGAACAAAAUAUGGUAUGGUCUUCUGGGAAGCAAGGAACUGCUGCAGCGUUCUUAUAGGAAGCUGGAAGAGCGGAUACACCUGGAGUGUGAUGGACAAGUCAUCUCCUUGCCAAACCUUCAAGGCAUUGUAGUGCUCAACAUUACCAGCUAUGCUGGAGGUGUCAACUUUUGGGGAAGCAACACAGCAACCGCAGAAUAUGAGGCCCCUGCAAUGGAUGAUGGAAAGCUAGAGGUAGUGGCAAUCUUUGGUUCUGUGCAGAUGGCCAUGUCUCGUCUCAUCAACCUGCAUCAUCAUCGAAUUGCCCAGUGCCAUGAGGUGAUGAUAACUAUUGAUGGUGAAGAUGGUGUCCCUGUGCAGGUGGAUGGGGAAGCCUGGAUUCAGAAACCAGGCCUUAUCAAGAUUAAAUACAAGAAUGCUGCCCAGAUGUUGAUGAGAGAUCGGGGCUUUGAGAACUCAAUGAAAACGUGGGAAUCUAAGCAUACUGAUAUCCAAGCUCUCCCACCACCCCAUCUAGAAUACCAGGAAUUUCAGGAGAUCCUCUCUGAUGGGGAGUAUGCCCAGAUGCAGCACUUGGCUCGUCUUGCAGAAAACCUCAUUAGCAGACUUAAUGACCUGAGCAAGGUCCACCAGCAUGUGUCUGUGCUCAUGGAUUCUGUGAAUGCCAGUGCUAACAUACUGAAUGAUGUGUUCUAUAGCCAAGACAGUGGCACUGAGGCGGGUGCAGCUUCCUGUACUCCCAUUGAGACUCUGAGCAGAAGUGACGCAGUAGAUGUUACAUUUAGUCUUAAAGGGCUCUAUGAUGACACCAAAGCUUUCCUGGAUGAAAACUUGUUGAGAGAUGCUAUCGAUAAGGCCUCACUACAAACUGCCCUGGAUGCCAUGAAUAUGGAACUGAGAAGGGUUUUGGCAAUUGGCUGGUUGAGUCAAAUCCUUUUUCCAGAGGAUCGCUCUUCUGACACUAGCAGUCUAAGUCGCAGGUUGAGAGUUAAAUUCCCCAAGUUGGGAAGGAAGAAACGAGAAGGUGGAGGAAAGCCGAAAUCAAGCCGAUUCCCUGGUUUUCUUGGCAAGUUCUGGCGUCGCAGAAAUCGUGACAAUGAAGCAAAAAGUGAUGAUUCUUCAACACCUUCAAGCUCUCGGCUGUAGUUCUUGAAAACUGGAAGGAGAACUCUCAACACAGAAUUCUACUAAUAACUCUCAAAACCUCCAUAAAGACUGAACUCAAUUACAUCAGAACAAACAUGAGCACCACCAAGAAAGACCCUCCAAAUCCUUAUACUAAUAUAUUUCCCCUGGACUUAAUCAGAUCUCCUUAGAGGGUUACAUUUUUCUCGUUGGCCAAAGAUUCUUGUUCCGAGUUGUCUUAUUCAGUUCUCCUUCUCUUUGUGUACCUUGAGCAACAACAGUGUUUAUUGGGGAUAGACUCUUUACAAAUAGUCUGGGAUCUAUAAGAAUUUAUGGGAGUGCAUCUCUUUAGGGAGUAUUGGAAUGGGUUUCUUUGUGUAGCAGAGAAACUGUUAACACCAAAGAAUGAAUGAGUAACUAGCUCUCAGAAAGAUGAAGAGGGGGCAGGAAUUCAGGGUUGGUUGUGUUUCUCCUCCAAUCCCUGACAACUGCAACUUGAAAUUUCAAAAGAUGACUCCUAGUUGGCUCAAGAAGA
Molecule: messenger RNA, 4578 nt
Organism: Phodopus roborovskii (desert hamster)
Lineage: Eukaryota; Metazoa; Chordata; Mammalia; Rodentia; Cricetidae
Gene: Dgkk
Product: diacylglycerol kinase kappa
Exons: 28
Coding region: 198-4064 (1288 amino acids)
Biological process (GO): intracellular signal transduction; lipid phosphorylation; diacylglycerol metabolic process
Molecular function (GO): ATP-dependent diacylglycerol kinase activity
Source: RefSeq, a predicted model, not a curated record